AUGGAAAGACCUCUGCUGUCCUUCACUCUCCUCUCUCCCUUACUGCUGGGCUUGAUGAGCCUCGGCAGGAUGAGCUGGGCAUGGACUGCUCCUGAUUGCACCAUAGCAGACAGCUCCCUAUUGCCUAACAUUUCCUACUACAUCCCAUUCUGUUCCUUGGCCCCGGGACUGCACCUUUUUGCAUCAUGCUCCAAUGUUAAAGACCUGGCUCAGACCCUAACAGCAGUGCCCCGAGAUAUAGAGGCCCUUUGCCUCCAGGGCACAGUUCCUUUCCUGCCAGCUGAUGCCUUUGGACACUUCACCACACUACAACUUCUGAGGCUGCAGCUGGGCACCAUCAGCAUUACAUCUGGGACAUUUCAAGGACUGAAUCAGCUGCAGCACCUUUCCUUUGAGCAUCACGCUCCCUGUUGCCUGAGCCUGUUCCUCCCUCCAGAUGCUCUGGAGCACCUCAGACUCCUCAACACCCUUUCCUUCCAUGGCUACUGCCUGAAUUAUAGCCAGAACAUCCAGUUGCCCAUCAGCCUUAGGCAUCUAACCGUGAGGCACAGCUGUCUGAUAGAAUUACGGGAACUGCAAGGGCUCUUCCCAAACCUUGUCCCUGGUUCCUCUCCGACAACCAGCCCCAGCCCAUGGACCUCCUUCCUGGAGGAGCUGGACCUGUCUGCCAACCUACAGCUGAGCCAGGUGGGCAAUAGAGCUCUGGAUGGCCUCCAGCUCCGUUCCCUGAGAUUGGAUGGCACCCCACUAAGCGCAUUAGACCUCCUAGGCUCAGGACUGCUCCACUUGGACUCCCUCUCCCUUGAGGGAACAAGAACAGAAAGACUGCCUGGGAAUGUGACACGCUACUUUGAGCUUCGUGCUCUUGACCUUGGAAGGAACCAAAUCCAGAACCUAGAGGAUGAGGAUCUCCUAAGCUGCCAGUCCCUGGAAUUCCUCAGCCUUCAUGCCAAUGGCCUGCAGUUACUUCCAUCCAGGUUCCUGAAUGACCUGCCCCAGCUUCAGAGGCUCAAUCUGUCAAUGAAUAAACUGGGCCCAACUUUGGUGCUCCCAGAAGGGCUGGUCAGCUCAAAUCUGAGAGUGUUAGAUCUGUCCCACAAUGAGCUCUGUGUUCUGCCCUAUAGGGCCUUCUCCUCUCUUCCUCAACUCCAGGAGCUCCGGCUGAGUGGUAACAACAUUUCCAACUUAUCCAGUGAAAGCCUGGAGGGACUGAGGUGGCUGAAGACUCUAGACCUGAGUUGGAACCAAAUUAAAACGCUGAAGCCAGGCUGGCUCUCCUCUCUUCCUGCUCUCACCUCACUGAACCUCCUGGGCACCCACUUGGAGCAUAUCUCAGGCAAGCAGCUCCAGGGUCCCCAGAAGCUGAGCCACCUGCAGCUGGGUUCUCUUGAGAUGCUGGAGAUCUAUCCUCCCUGGCCUCCAGCACUGCUCAGCUUGGAGGUACGGGCAGAUGUUUACAUCCAGUUUGGAGUCCCCAGUGGAGAACCCUUCUUGUUCUUGGAGAACCUUACCUUACAAACUUCCAAUAUGUUGCUGCAAUUGGACAACAACACAAUCCACUUCCCUUCCCUACGUCACCUCACUCUGCGAGGCUGCAGCCCCUAUAUUUUGUCUGGCCAUCAAUCCCACAGAUUCUUCCCACAGCUCCCUCUCCUGGAGCACUUGCACUUCUGGUCUGAUCAUGAGGGUGCAGACGAUCUGCAUCUAUUUGGGAUGCCCAGCCUGCGAGUGCUGGAGCUGGGGGACUUGGAUUUCCUCUGUCAGCCAACAUCAGUGAAGUUGGAGAAGCUACUGAAGGAGCUGCCUCAGUUACAGGUUCUGGCAUUGAGCAACCUGAACCUUGGGAACCUCUCUGCCUCCAGCUUCAGGGGCUUGGGGCCCCUUCGGCUGCUGCUGCUCAAUUCUGAAUGGGCUCUGGGGCUGGACAGCAGCCUCCAGGAACUAAUUCCCCAGAUGCCUCAAUAUGUUUAUUUCUCAGAUAUCACCUUCACUUGCCAGUGUGAAAGCUCUUGGGUGGGGCCUUGGGCAACACAAGCCCCAAACACUUUUGUGUAUGGACUGGAGAAAUCCAUGUGCAUGGCCAACGCCUCUGACUACUCCAAGACGCCAUUGCUCUCCUUCCUUUCUGGUCACUGCUCACAUGAUCCUGAGUUUCAGAGCUUUCUAACCAGCUUCACUCUGGUGUUCCUGCUGAUCUUCCUUUCAUUGCUUGGCUGUCCCAAAUGGCCCUGGCUUCAUUACCUCCAGACCCUAUUUCAUGCCUGGUGGUGGAAAUUGGGCGGGUGGCGGCCCAGAAACCAAUUCCACUAUGAUGUCUUUAUAUCCUAUUGUGAGCAGGACCGAGCCUGGGUGCUGAAAGAACUGGUUCCUGCUCUAGAGAAGCCUCUUCCAGUUGGUGAGGGUUUGAGGCUAUGCCUGCCUGAGAGGGACUUUGGGGUUGGGCAGGACAGGAUGGAUGCUAUGGUUGCCAGCAUGGAAAGCAGCAGAGCCACCCUCUGUGUGCUCAGCUGCCAGGCCCUGGGAAGUCCCUGGUGCAAUCUGGAGUUAAGGCUUGCCACCUACCACUUGAUGGCCAAGCCUGGGACUGCUCGCCUCCUGCUGCUGUUUCUGGAACCUAUUGAUCCGCGGCAGCUUCACAGCUAUCACCGCCUUGCCCGGUGGCUGCAGAAGGAGGACUACUUCGAUGUAUCCCAAGGAAGGAUUGAGUGGGAUGCCUUCUCUGAGAAACUCCGGAAAAGGUUAAGGAAAGCUGGGCAAGAGAGAGAGGAUUAGGAGUUGUGGAAGAGAGAUUCAGACAUGCAGGAAUAACUCCCAGCAUGGCCCUGGAUGCCAUCCCAUCACUGGAAGACAGGCUCAGAAAGGCAGUCUGUAGGCAAUGCUUAGCUCAAGUCCGCUUUCCACACUAAAAAUGAUAGAUGCAGACAACAAAUCUCAAUGGGGUAACAUAUUAGAAAGCACUUGGA
Equus quagga is the source of this 2963-nucleotide messenger RNA. RefSeq names its product toll-like receptor 11. The transcript has a single exon. The coding region runs from base 1 to 2772 and encodes 923 amino acids. The record is from RefSeq and is a predicted model, not a curated record. Gene Ontology annotation, biological process: inflammatory response; immune response; toll-like receptor signaling pathway. Gene Ontology annotation, molecular function: protein binding; transmembrane signaling receptor activity. Lineage: Eukaryota; Metazoa; Chordata; Mammalia; Perissodactyla; Equidae. Gene Ontology annotation, cellular component: membrane.